AGGUAUGGAUGGAGAAUGUCUCUACAUGGAGCUGCACUGGUCCCCUUAGUGCGAGCUUCCCCCACUCGCAACUGCAGGGUUCCACCGGGAUCGGCAUCCACGCCGCACUGCCCAGCGCCUGAUGCAUUACAGGCACUCAGUGACCGCGCAAUGCAACAGCUUCUGUCAAGUUCAAGGAUUGAAGAAGGAAGUAAAGCUGCGGCGGUGGACAAGUUACUGGCUGGGGACGAGAUCGUCGGAAUCAACGACAUUGGUCUCUCAGGGUUUAGACAGGAAGCGAUUUGCCUGGUGAAGGGGUCUCAUAAAACCCUGAAGCUGGUGGUGAAAAGGAAGAAUGAGGUGAGCUGGAGGCCUCAUUCCUGGCAUGCCACCAAGUUCUCCGAUAGCCACCCUGAGACGUCAGCAUCGCCGUUCCCCUCCGCCAGCGCCUGCCCUUCUUGGCACAGCCGACACCACGCGAGCUCUUCGUCUCAUGACCUGUCGGGCACGUGGGAGCGCACGAAUCUGCAGCGGACCUCGGACCAUUUUAGCUCGCUUGGGAGCGUCGACAGCCUGGACCAGCCUUCGCAGCCCUACCCCUCAGGACGCCUCUCUGCCGCCAAGUCCAACAGCAGCAUCGACCACCUGGGCGGCCAGAGCAAACGGGACUCGGCUUACGGCUCCUUCUCCACCAGCUCCAGCACGCCUGACCACACCUUGCCCAAGGCCGAUGCCUCCUCUGCGGAGAACAUCCUCUACAAAGUGGGCCUGUGGGAGGCCUCCAGGCCAGGCAGCAGCCGGCAGGGCCAGGCUGCCAGCGAUCCUCAGGGCCUGGAGGAGAGGCUCGGGCAUUUCCCAGCCCGCGUCCCCUGUGACAGCAGCAGAAGCCCCAGGCCAGAGGACAGUCCUGAGGCCAAGCUGGCCACCUCAGGGAGGCCAAAUUUUGGUCCUGUCUGGUAUGUCCCUGAUAAGAAAAAAGCACCUUCGUCCCCUCCCCCGCCCCCUCCGCCUCUCCGCAGUGACAGCUUCGCGGCCACCAAGAGCCACGAGAAGGCCCAGGGCCCUCCAUUCUCAGAGGCAGGCAACGUGCAGCACUUCCCAGGCCUGACCCACGCCCAGCCCCGCAGCGACUGGAGACCAGACGCCGCCGAUCAGCAGUGGAGGCUGGUGCGUCCCAGCAGCGGGAGAAGAGCCGGGAGCACGGGCUGUGCACCGGACGUCCCCCUGGACGGCGGGGUGCUGCCCUCCGACCCCAGGGCAGGCGGCCUGCCAGGCGCCCCUGGGCGGCUGCAGGCCUCUCUGUCCAGCACGGACGUGCGCUUCCCGCAGCCUUCCUCCGGCUGCCAGCACUCACGCCUGUACAGUGACGAGAGCCCCUUCUCGCAUGAGGGCCCCGGGGCCACCACAUCCCUGAGGGAGCAGCCCCGCGUGGCCGUCCCGGGGGGCCGCCAGGAGCCUUCUGUUGAUCGUGGCCCGGACGACGGCCCCCCUCAGGUCAGGUGGCUCGGCGCCACCAGCCAGAAGGGGGACAGCUGUGGGCAGAGCCGCUACUACUGUGUGACCAACAGACAGGCGCCGCCGCUCCACGAGGAAUCCUGGCCUCCUGACAUGGCCCGGGGCGCCCAGGAGUACCCUCCCUCACACCCGAUGGGCCAGAAAGCCCGGUGUUCCCUGCUGCAGAACGAGGCAGCCCCGGACCCCCACGAGAGAGACAGGGGUGACCCGGCGGACCGAGCAGCAGAGGGCCGCUCCGCAGGAAGUGAGGAGCCACCAAGAGCCAGCCGCGUGGACAGAGCCGGUGGGAAGAACACUUCAGAUGGUUUCACGUGGGCCGACGGAGAAAACAGCAAAAUCUCGCGUCAGAAGACGCCGAUGCUGCACUCGCUGACCCGGGAGGGGAUGCGCCGGCCUGACAACGGCCAGGAUGCGGGCCCGGAGAGGCCGCCGCCAUUUGACACCCAGGUGGGCAAACCGACGCGGAGGAGCGACCGGUUCGCCACCACCCUGAGGAACGAGAUCCAGAUGCGACGAGCCAGGCUGCAGAAGAGCAAAAGCACGGUGACGCUGCCUGGCACGGGGGGAGCCGCGGAAGAGGCCAGCGGCUGGAGGGCGGAGCGCGGAGAUGCCACCGGCGCCGCCCCAGAAGGGUCCUUCCCGGGCACCUACAGAGAGCACGUGAAGGAGGCCCAGGCCCGCGUCCUGAGGGCCACGUCGUUUAAGCGCCGUGACUUGGACCCCAGCCCCGUGGAUCAUUACGCAGGGUCACUGGAGCACCGGGCUGAGGAGCACGGCGCAGAUCUGGACACCGUUCCCCUCGUCAGGGAGGGGGGCCUGGCCAAGCCGCCCCCGCCUGGAGCGGGCGUGCCACACGUGCCCCGCAUUGGAGGCCGCAAACGGUUCACGCUGGAGCAGAAACUGAAAUCCUACUCCGAACCAGAGAAAAUGAACGAGGUGGGACUUUCGGGAGAUGAGCGCCCUCCCCAGCACCCUGGGACGUCCGAGGAGACCAUGGGCACGUUCGCCGACAGGUGGAAGUUCUUUGAGGAAACAAGCAAACCCAUUCACCAGAGACCUGGGCAGAGGCAGGCACUCUGUGGGUUCCCAAAGGAGAGGCUGGAGAGGCCGCAGACAGCAGGCCGUGGGUACGAGGGUGCAGAGCCUUGGUUCCAGGAGAGGGCCCGCACGACGUCCUUUGGAGAGAACCCCAGUGGGCACAGAAAAGCAGGGAAGGGAGGAAAACUGGAACCUCCUCAGAGACUUGGGACCUUUGCUGAGUAUCAGGCCUCUUGGAGGGAACAGAAGACAGCUCUAGAAGCCAGGAGUACCGGGAGGUAUCACUCAGCCGACGACAUCUUGGACGCGGGUCUGGAGCAACACGAGAGGCCACAGUACAUUCACGGAAGGUCCCGGUCAUCGCCAUCCACAGACCUCUACACGCAGGAAGCUUCCAUCGAACCACAACAGCAAGUGGGGGACCCUGGUGAGCGCAGAGAACUUUCCUCCGCAGUCUGGGCUGAGGACGGACAUCCCCGUCCGAGACGAGCAGAUGCCCAGUGUCCGGAAGCCAUUCCAACAGCGCAGCAGGACUCUCAGAAGCCGUCCCAGCUCUCUAAGCCACCUCCCACCUGGGAAGCGCCAGACACACCCCAGGAGGCUCGCAGCCGAGCGGGGACCCUACCUCGAGAUUACAGAUACCCAGAGGAAACGCUCGGCCCAGGACCACAUGUGCCGAGCGCCCCCCCCUCGGCCCUGCACACUCGGGGGCAGGACCCAAGGCCUGUGAACACUGCACCGCUCCCCAAGAAGCCAGCCCCACAGAGGCCACCGCCGCCCAAACGUGAACCCAGGCAACUCAAGGGCCUGGCCGGUGGCACACCUGGGACUGCUCCCCUAAGUGCCCCCAGCAAGCCCCUUCCCCCACCCUCCCCGGAGGCCCUGGAGGUGUGUGUGGACCGCCUGUCCCUGUCCCACAGCCCCUGUGCCUUGGUGGAGAAGCUAAGCAGUGCGCAGCCCGAAGACGGUGUGAGGGCCGCUGGUGAGCACGACAAGCGGCAUGUAGAUGAGCACAUAGCCUGUCCGAAGCGUGAGGCCCUGCUUCCGUCCAAGUUCCGGCCCCUGCAGACGUCUGCCAUGGAGACCUCUCGCUCCCCUUCUCCUCAGUUCGCUCCCCAGAAGCUGACAGACAAACCUCCCCUGCUGAUCCAGGAGGAGAACCCCACAAGAAUUGAGCGGGUGAUGGACAACAACACCACGGUAAAGAUGGUGCCCAUCAAGAUCGUGCACUCGGAGAGCCAGCCCGAGAAGGAGAGCCGCCAGGGCCUGUCUCGCACUGCCGAGCUGCCCGCGCUGCCCAGCGGGCUGGAGAAAGACCAGAUCAAGACGCUCAGCACGUCCGAGCAGUCCUACUCGCGCUUCUGCCUGUACAGCCGCCAGGGCGCCGAGCCCGAGCCCCAGCGCCCCAGUGCCCCAGCGCCCCGCGCCAACGACCACGGGGCCUCUCCUUCCGCGCUCAGCUACGUGAAAGCCAAGGAGAGGACGGCCGAAGACCUGAAGUCGGAGGAGCUGGCCCGGGAGAUCGUGGGGAAGGACAAGUCCCUGGCCGAUAUCCUGGACCCCAGCGUGAAGAUCAGAACCACCAUGGACCUCAUGGAGGGCAUCUUCCCCAAAGACGAGCACUUGCUGGAGGAAGCUCAGCAGCGCAGGAAGCUACUGCCCAAAGUGCCGUCUCCCAGAACCGCGGAGGAGAGGAGAGAGGAGCCAGGCGUGCCGGCGGCCCUGUCCCUCGCCACCAGCUCUUCCUACUACAGCACGUCGGCCCCCAAGGCGGAGCUGCUGAUUAAAAUGAAGGACCUGCAGCAGCAGGAGCCCGAAGACGACUCGGGCAGCGACUUGGACCACGACCUGGCGGUGAAGAAGGUAGGGAGGCCCGUUGUUGAGGACGCCGUGCCCGUUAAAUGCUUAGCGGCUAAGCCUUCUGGAUGCAUAAGUGGCCACCUGCCGGGCUCCCCGCUUCCAGGUGUGUCCUCCCAGCUCCACCCAACUCCACCCAAGAUGACUGGCCACCGGUACCUCGUCCAGCUACCCGAGCUCCUUCGGCCUCCCCUCCGGGGCUUUACCCCACUUCGCGGGACCAUCUUGGCGCCGCCGCCGCCGCGGGCCCGGGAGAGCGCCGAGCUGCCGCUGCCCGCCGGCUGGGAGGAGGCGCGCGACUACGACGGCCGCGUCUUCUACAUCGACCACAACACGCGCCAGACGUCGUGGAUCGACCCCCGCGACCGGUAA
Ailuropoda melanoleuca (giant panda) is the source of this 4761-nucleotide messenger RNA. It is a transcript of the gene SHROOM2, whose product is annotated as shroom family member 2. The record is from RefSeq and is a predicted model, not a curated record. The transcript has 11 exons. The coding region runs from base 16 to 4761 and encodes 1581 amino acids. NCBI's taxonomy places the organism in Eukaryota, Metazoa, Chordata, Mammalia, Carnivora, Ursidae. Gene Ontology annotation, biological process: actin filament organization. Gene Ontology annotation, cellular component: apical plasma membrane; apical junction complex; cortical actin cytoskeleton. Gene Ontology annotation, molecular function: actin filament binding.